Molecule: messenger RNA, 1864 nt
Organism: Austrofundulus limnaeus
Lineage: Eukaryota; Metazoa; Chordata; Actinopteri; Cyprinodontiformes; Rivulidae
Exons: 3
Coding region: 302-1864 (520 amino acids)
Source: RefSeq, a predicted model, not a curated record
AAGUUUCGGCCUUCACCACGUUACUUCCGUUUCACCGAUGACCUGUCACCUGAAAGCAAACUAGCCGAAGUAUGGAGCUAAAAUAACACUUCCAUCGACCCCGGGAGGCGUUUAGGCUGAUCGAAAGUGGGCGAAGAACGAGUGCUUUUCUUUGCUAUUGGAGCAUUCUCCCCAUUGUCCUGCUCCAGGGCCUCUAGCAAGCCCCCCUUUUGGAGGGCUUUCUGCAAACCCGCCACUGACCGGAGGGCAGGCUGCAUCCUUGCGGUUGGCUCAACUAAAGGCUUGGCUUGCACUGACGCAGAUGAACAAUGUUUUCACCGUUGGUGGCCGAGUUACGACUUUGAACUCCAACGCAUCAUCUUCACGCCUUUCCACAACACCGCCUUCACCGACUGCUGUGGCCAUCAAUCUUCUGAACGUUCUGAAGAUCGCCAACACCAUGUCCCAUCCUCUCUUCAACCCUUUUGUUCCUGGGACGCAAACUUCCUCCCAGGGGCAAUAUGGACUCUCCAGUGGACAGACAGAAAGGGAUCCUCGGACAGGGUUGCCUCGCCUUGAGCCUGGGUCCAGCUACCCUUCUGGACCACCUCCUUUGAUUCUUGGGACAUCCGGAGGGUUUCUACCACCCCCUCUAGCACCUCCAGGAAACUACAUACCUGAGAGAAGUAGGAUAACUGUGGACGACGACAUCGAGAGGUGCUUAGACUUGAAUAUUGGCAGACCCAAGGAGGAGGUGAGGCAUCAGCCUUUGAACCAGAGCAUUCCCUUCAUCAGCACUCAAAGACAAGGGUUUCCUCCUUCAAACACCGAGGUGCCAUCUUAUAUGGCACCCUCAGCUUUGCAAGGACACAGACCCUCCACUGUUGACAGUACUAGUAGGUCCUUGGACUGGUUGCCUAUGUUCAAAAGGACCCAAGAGGAUGAUCCCUCAAAAAUGUAUUCAUCUGCUUCUUCCAACUUUGUAAACAGUGGUGACGGUAGGUUUAACAUCUCCAACGAAGGGAUGUGUGACACGCCGUCCAUUCCGGGUUUUGGUAACUACGAGAGGAAGGUGCCAGAGAGAUCUGCACUGCCUGCCGAGCCCAGUCGGCCCAAGUACACUUCAGAAUCAGCUUCUAACAUCCUCCUGCAAUUUGGACUUGAAAAAGAGGACUUGGAACAGCUCAUCACAUAUCCAGAAGACCAGAUCACGCCUCAAAACCUGCCUUUCAUCUUGAGGGAGAUCCAACUGAAAAAGGCACAGCGAACUGCAGCUCCAUCGAAACCUUACAGCGAACCUCCACCCAUUGAAAGUGUGAGUGGCUCUAGGGCUGCAGCGCCGUUCCAGGAUGAAAUCCAAUCCAUUGUUCUUAAACCAAGCAAAGUGAUUGACUAUGGACACACUAGCAAAUAUACUGCUGGCAUUGAGAAAGACGUUGGAAAUGCUCCACCUAAGGCGGGUGGGAGCAAAAGUAAUUUGGACAGUGUAAAAAGUGGCAGCCACAUCCAGAAGCCUGUGUCAAAAUCAGCCCACCUGACGGCUUCGACAUCCCAGCCGUCCAGCUCCACGUUCUGCAGCAUUCACCCGAAUCGUCCUGGCCUGGUGCUUAUUGACUUAAACAACGACAACAACGACAGUAGUCAAAGCAGAGCUCAAGGUGAAGCAUCUAAAGUUAAAGAACCGGUGAAAAAGCAACAAGGACAACAACCGAACCAACAGGUGCCACAGCAGCCGAAGAAGUUGAACCAGGCGCAGCAGCCGAAGAAGUUGAACCAGGCGCAGCAGCAGCAGAAGUUGAACCAGGCGCAGCAGCAGCAGAAGUUGAACCAGGCGCAGCAGCAGCAGAAGUUGAACCAGGCGCAGCAGCACAGCAGCAAAAGUUGA